UAGGGUUGGCCGUGCUGUUGUGGUCCAGCCAAAAACACUACUCAGAAACUUCAACUGUGGUCAACAACCCCACAGAGCACCUUUAAAUGACUGCAGGGCUGUGUGUGUGUGUUGUGGUGGCAGUCCUGUGUACGAGCUGUUUAGGGCUCCCCAUCUCCUCUCAGCCCCUAGACGAGGGCCAGCGGUCCGUCGCCUCUCCUUCUGAAGCUCUUCUUGAGGCUGACACCCACACCUUUGGAGAGCCCCACCUCCGACACAGCCGCUCCGCCCCUCAGCUGAAAGCUCUUCCUCUGGCUGAGGAAGAUGGAGACUCCCGGGCCAACCUCAGUGAGCUGCUGGCAAGACUCAUCUCCUCCAGGAAAGGUUCCGUGCGCAGAAACUCCACGGCGAACAGCAGAGUCAGCGGACUGACGGCCAACCAUCGGAUAGCAGACAGGGACUACUUGGGCUGGAUGGAUUUUGGCCGCCGCAGCGCAGAGGAGUACGAGUAUUCCUCGUAGAAAGGGAAGUCACGGCUCAUACCCCCUCCUUAUGGCACACGGGAAAAAGAGGGGGAAAAAAACAUGCAAGCUGGCUCAUCACUGUCCCACAAUUUGAGUCUACUUAUGAUGUAUUUGUUGUACAUUUGUUUGUAAAACUGUAAUAAUGCAAUAUACACAUGCCAAAUUUUGCAGAAAAGCUCUCACUGUCAAAGGUUUGUUGUCCAUUUCCUGUUUUCUCCGGUUUCUUUAUCAUUUUCGGGUGGAAGGACCUGGAUGGUGUCA
This is a messenger RNA of Xiphias gladius (swordfish), 764 nucleotides long. RefSeq names its product cholecystokinin. Gene Ontology annotation, cellular component: extracellular region; axon. NCBI's taxonomy places the organism in Eukaryota, Metazoa, Chordata, Actinopteri, Istiophoriformes, Xiphiidae. The transcript is spliced from 4 exons. The record is from RefSeq and is a predicted model, not a curated record. Gene Ontology annotation, molecular function: neuropeptide hormone activity. The coding region runs from base 87 to 500 and encodes 137 amino acids. Gene Ontology annotation, biological process: digestion.